AUGUGCCGUGAUUGGGACAUGCCGGGGUUUUGCCCAGGAGCGGACCCCAAAGCGACCCUGGCCAGCCGUACCCGAGACAGCAUAUCCAGAAUCUUGGACUCCAUAGUUGACGCAGCCAGAUAUUGCAUUGGUUACGGACAGGAAAGUGACCGAUCGAGCGAACGACGGGUUGUAAUAUCUGGGCUCGGGUGGCGUGCGCAGUGCUCGGAGCGCGACCGAGAGCGAGAGAAGUCCACCGAAGACAUGGCAGCGCCUGAGGGUGAGAGAGAGGCACGCAAGCGACGCGAGCGCCGUGACUCAGGCUGCGCGCACGAGCGCAAGGAGCGUCGCCCGCACAGCGAGGAGCGACCGCCACCGCCACCGCCUCCGCCGGCACUGCAUGAUCAUAAUCGACUUGAGUCGGAACGUCGUGCCGAGCGACUAUCCCGCGCCCGUCGUCCUCAAUUUGGCGGUAAGCGUCGCCGCCCACCACCCAGGAUUCAAAAACACCCCAAAGAGAAUGACUGCUUCACCACAUCCGAGGAGAAUCGAUGCUCCACACCACCACACUUUGAAUAUGUCGUCGUACAGAAUCCCCGCAUGUGCGAGGAGUCGGAGAUUUUAGACGUCGGGUCUCUUCAUCGCAUGGUCGGGCGCACUUCGAGCGUCAGUUCCAACGGUGAAGAAGAUACACCGACAUCCUUAUGUGCAGCUGCCGAAAGAGCCAGGUCUGAUGAACGCUACGCACCCACCGUUAAGCGACAUGACCAACCAUGUCCUGAUCGGAAACUUGACAAGAUCCAGAAAAAGAUCACCAUGCUCAAGAAAAAUAUUUCCAAAUAUGAGUCUGAAUUUGAAGCCAAGCAUGGUCAUCCGUUGAGACCAUGUGACAGGAUCAUAGACGUAAGCCUCACUCGCAUGUAUGAGAACCUGCGUCGUUAUCAAGAAGAGAAGCGGAGCAUUAGAACAGACCCCGUGGAAUUUGCACUAAAAGCUCAAGCGAUUAAACAGCAGAAAGAGAGAGAUGACAAGCUUGACGCAUCCUUCAGGAACUGCAAAUCUAUGACAGAAAUCGUCACAGCCAUUGAAGAAUGGCUCGAAAGUGCUCGUCAAGCCGAUGGCCGAACUGCCAUCCCGGAAUCCAACUGGUCAUCAACUCAAUUUGCCGCAGAAAAACUUGCAGUGCAAAAAGCGCUCUUGAAGCUGGAAGCGUCCCGCGGCCGUCCGCCCGCGCAUUCAGAGGACCGUGGUGCGGCUCGUCAUCUGUAUGAACGGUAUCGCGCUAUGAAGAGGAUACUGGCUAACUCUAGAAUGGAUGCGAUCACAAACGGUGAGCUGGCAACCAUUCACGAGCACGAGACAAUGUUGUUCAACACAAGUGUCGAUAGUUCCAGUGAUUCGCAAGAAAAGCCUUCAGUACCUUCAGAAAUUUCACAGGAGACAGUAGAAACACCGCUGCAAUCACCACCGAUCCGUGAAGCCACAGUAGGUGAAGAAGUGCCUUCUUCAGCUUCUUCGGCACCCAGCGAGGAAGUUCCUCCAUCUAACGAAGCUUUGCACUGUCUUGGAAUAGAUGAUCUCACUAAAGCUCUCACAGAAGCUAAACACCAGAAAUCAAUUUUACGUCGAACUCUAAAAGAUUACGAAAUAUGCUUUGAGCAACAGAACUGUCGCAAAGUUCAAAGGGAUGACAAGAAGGGGCAUGAAGAGGAAUACCUUCGUUACAAAGCAGUCAAAGCCAGAAUCAAACUCAUCACUGCAUUAAUAAACAAACAGAAAAAUCACAAAAACACUAACUGA
This is a messenger RNA of Arctia plantaginis, 1779 nucleotides long. The record is from the annotation of a GenBank genome assembly. Lineage: Eukaryota; Metazoa; Arthropoda; Insecta; Lepidoptera; Erebidae.